UUCCACCUUUUCUUGGCAUCGCACCACGCACACAACCAAAACCCUUCUCUUCUCUCUCGACUCUCGACGACGCUGCGGCGGCGGUGGCGGCGAGGUGGGAAUGGACAUGCCGCCCACGCCCCUUCCGCCGGAGACCGCCAACACCUCGCCCGCUCCCAACGGCGCCACCGCCGGAAUCAGGGUUGAGAACUGCUACGUCUUCAAGAGCCGGCUGCAAGAGUAUGCGCAGAAAGCCGGCCUCCAGACUCCAGAGUAUCAUACCUUCAAGGAGGGACCUUCCCAUGAGCCUGUCUUCAAGUCCACAGUGGUGAUUAAUAACACCAGCUAUGACUCCCUGCCCGGAUUCUUCAACAGAAAGGCUGCAGAACAGUCUGCUGCUGAAGUUGCCCUCAUGGAAAUUGUCAAGUCCAUACCAGCCAACGCAAACAUCCCAGCUGUUCAAGAGACUGGGCUGUGCAAGAAUCUUCUUCAGGAGUAUGCACAGAAGAUGAAUUAUGCCAUUCCAUCUUAUAUUUGCACCAAAUCAGCCUCAGGCUUAGCUCCUUUCAUAUGCACUGUAGAGAUUGGUGGAAUACAAUAUAUUGGUGCUGCAGCCAGAACAAAGAAAGAUGCAGAGAUAAAAGCUGCUCGAACUGCUCUUCUGGCAAUUCAAGGUCAAUCAGAGGGUUCUGCAAAUGGUGCGACAAAAUAUAUUGUAGUUCCUGGUAAAAGGGUAGGUAAGGAGGUAGAGAAAAUGCCAAUUGAAACCCCCAAACCACUUAAAAUAAAGAAAGGUGGUUUCAAGAAGAAAUGGAACAAGAGGAAAUUCAUGAAGAAGGAUGGUCAAGCUGUUGUGGAAAAGGAUGAAGCUAGAGUGGCUGGAGAUGCUCACGAUUCUGACGUCCUAAUGCAGCCAACAGUAAUAACACAGGAGGCAUCUUGUGGCACUCUGUUCCUUCAACCUUGUGAGGAAGCUAAAAGAGUAGAAGCUGAGCCACCUAGAGAUAUUGAAAUGGUACAACCUGAUAAGGAGAACCAACACAGUGACGCUGCAUUGGUGCAACCUGAUGAUGAAGCUAGAGUAGAACAGGAGCCAUCCAGAGAUAUUUCAGUGGUGCCACCUAAUGAGGAAGCUAUAAGUGUUAAGCAGGAACCAUCCAUCGAUGCUGCAAUUCUGCAACCUAAAGAGGAAGCUUCAAGUGUAAAGCAGGAGCCAUUCAUCGAUACUGCAAUGCUGCAAGCUUGUAAGGAAGCUGGAAGUGUAGAACUUGGGCCAGCCAGAGAUACUGUAAUUUCUCAACUUAAUGAGCAAGAUAGGGGUGUAAAGCAGGAGCCAGCUGGUGACACUGCAGUGCCACAACCUGACGUGGACGCUAGGGUCGUAAAGGAGGAGUCACCAAGAACGGAACCUAAUGGGGAAGCUACGAACAUGAAGGAGACACCAAAGAACUCUGCAGUGUGUAAUUCUCCAGAGACAAAGGAAUUUGGAGAUAUUACAGCAAUGGGUUCAGAUCCUCCCGCAACUAAUAUGAGCGAAGAAUAAGCUGUGGUUGUUGAAUCAAAAUGCAAUAGCUUUAGUGUGUUCACCUGCAGAGGGCGAAGAAUAAGCUGCGGUUGUUGAAUCAAAAUGCAAUAGCCUUAGUGUGUUCACCUGCAGAGGUGUGAAACAUGAAUGGCUGGCUUUUCCAGUUUAAAAAGAGGCAGCUGGAAUAGGAAGAUGUAUGUGGGCUGAGAAUAGUUAGUUCAUAUUUGUCAUUGUUAGCUAGGCAUGUGUAUGCCUGAUGAUAUGAAUGAAAUGUAUUACCUGCUGCUUUAGUGAGCACUACUUUGAAAAGAAGGGGAAAAAAUGAAUUCGAGGUUUCUGAUCCCUGUUUCCUCUCGAACUGGUAAUCUGAUUGUUGGAUGGUUCUUAUUUGGAAAUCAACAUUUUCUUGUUAAGGA
This is a messenger RNA of Oryza sativa Japonica Group (Japanese rice), 1920 nucleotides long. NCBI's taxonomy places the organism in Eukaryota, Viridiplantae, Streptophyta, Magnoliopsida, Poales, Poaceae. The record is from RefSeq and is a predicted model, not a curated record.